Sphaeroforma arctica JP610 is the source of this 2065-nucleotide messenger RNA. RefSeq lists its product as hypothetical. Gene Ontology annotation, cellular component: endosome; Golgi apparatus; trans-Golgi network. The transcript has a single exon. The record is from RefSeq and is a predicted model, not a curated record. NCBI's taxonomy places the organism in Eukaryota, Ichthyosporea, Ichthyophonida. Gene Ontology annotation, molecular function: antiporter activity. Bases 65 to 1105 code for a protein of 346 amino acids.
AGAAAUAGUCAGAAACAUUGAAGCAAGAUUACUUAGAACUUACAUCAACAAACACAGAUAAAUCAUGAUGUCUAAGACGUUAGCAACUCUGCAAGACGGCCACGCGUAUACGAUAUUCGUAUGCGCGGGAUGGGCAACUAUAUCCACAAUGCUUAUUAUGUUAAACAACUAUAUACUUAACAAUGAUGAUUUCCACUAUCCCAUCUUUCUUUGUAGCUUGGGACAGUUGUGCUCGUAUAUAGGAGCUACUGUAUUCAUUCGCAUGGGAUGGGCGACUCAAAAUGCACAUCUCACACCGAUGGAUUAUGUCAAGCAGAUCCUUCCAAUUGGUUUGAUGUCUGCCGGAACUUUGGCAUGCGGAAAUGCCGCAUACAUGUAUCUGUCUGUGUCCUUCAUCCAAAUGCUCAAAGCUGGAACACCGGCUAUCACCAUGUUCUGUCUUUUUGUUUUUGGCAUGGAGAAACCCCGUAGAGACCUUUUGGUCGCUGUUGGGCUCAUCGUGGUGUCUUGUGCAGUUUCGGCAUAUGGUGAGAUAGCCUUCGCAAUGGUCGGCUUCGUCCUGAUGCUUCUGUCCGAGACAUUCGAAGCACUGAAGCUGGUUAUGACGCAGAAGCUGUUGCAUUCAACCUUUUCUGGACCAAUCGAAGCAUUGUACCAUACUACACCCAUUACAUUCCUGUGCUUAGUGGCCCUCAUCAUCCCAUUUGAGGGUAGAAAAAUACUAGUAGAAGAUGGUUUGGACAAGAUUGCUGCUAGUCCACUCAUGUAUCUGCUUGCUGGGUGUCUUGGAUUCAUUCUGAAUCUGUUUAUUAUGGCCGUAAUUAAGCGUACAAGUUCACUAAGUUUCAAAGUGCUGGGACAAGCCAAGAAUGUCGUCGUAGUAAUUAUUGGUGCUGUCUUCUUAGGCAAUCUUGUGACUCCAGUUCAGACCGUCUCUUACGGUGUUUCCAUCGCUGGGUUCUUCUUGUAUCAAAGAGCUAUGGAUAAUAAGAAAGCCGAGAACGCUACGUCAAAAGAUAUCGAAUCCAGAUCCCAAGAAUAUACUGCUUUACCACUCGUGGACGAAGGUGAAGGCUCCCUUCGGAAAGCAUCACAUACUCAUUAAUGUAAUGAACACCAUAUAGUUAUUUACGCAUCGUUACUGCGCAGUGCGAACACAUUAUAUUUGGAAGCGCUCCAUAUCAGAAUUUAUAGUAAUAAUAAACCAUAGUAGUCGUGUACAACGCUAUCUGCCGUUGGAAUAAUUGCCUAGUAUUCAUAUCGAGAACGACAAUCACUCAACGCUUUCGGAAUGUUGGAACACUGUGCUUUCACCUGUAUCGGCACCAUCUAAGGUAGGGUUAUGUGGGUUUGCAAUAAUAUAAGAACGAUUUGAUGAAUUAGAAUAGACGUUGUAUUUGGACGGGGGUAUCAACACCUCGUACUGUCACGGUAAAUAUAUUGUAGUGCUUUCCAUUCAGACGUCAUGAAUACGAGAUAGCCACUUCUUCAGUUGAAAUGCAUUUACUACUACACGAUGAUCGGUACUGACAUGUUUUGAGCUCGGGCUCGACGGAAUUGCUGUAGUUAUCAUAACCGCAGUCAUCAAAAAAAGAACAACAGAUUGAGAGCAACGACGAGAGUCAUCUGACGUUCUACAGACGCAGAUGAUGCCGUAUUGACGCUCGCUUGAUCAUUUAGAAUUGAUAUCCCUGAUUCGACGCAUUUUCCCUUGAAUUGUAUGCCGGCGUCAAUGAAGUUGCCAUGGUUAUGGAUAGCACUGAUAGGGAACUCGACAACCUCGUUAGUCAAGCUUGUGACCCUCACUUGCAAAGGUAAAGCAAGGUUUCCCUGGGGCAAUUUAAAAUACAUCGACCGAAACGGACCCUGUCGGCGUCCUGCGAGCGUGUGAUAGCGCCCAUUUACCUCCAUACUUAUACUUCGUACGCCAUAUGGAGAGCUAUUCAACAUCAAGGAAGGAGUGUUGUCAUCACUGGCACCACUAUUGAAUCUGUACUGCAGAUUUUCCGAUACUAUGGAAGGGGGGCACCGCACAAAUUCCCAAGUCACUUCUAUCGAGGCUACU